Molecule: messenger RNA, 793 nt
Organism: Thalassophryne amazonica
Lineage: Eukaryota; Metazoa; Chordata; Actinopteri; Batrachoidiformes; Batrachoididae
Product: doublecortin domain-containing protein 2C-like
Exons: 6
Coding region: 1-774 (257 amino acids)
Biological process (GO): intracellular signal transduction
Source: RefSeq, a predicted model, not a curated record
AUGGUAGGAGUUGACCUUGCUGACAUGAUGGUGGCCUUGUACCGCACCCCUUCAAAGUCUCACUGGUGGUACCUGUGCCUCUUUUGGCAAAUGGCGGAUAUAACCAACAAUAAUGGAUGGCUGCUGUAUCGCCGAGAUGCCAGAAGCGUUGGUGUGCAAAAGCACAAAAAGCUCCAGGAAUUCAGGCUGGAGAUUGCAGAUGCCCUUAUCCACAGUGAAAAGAAGAAGGGAAGGCCUUCCAAGGGAGGGGAGGAGAAUGUGCACAGCCCCACUCUUUACACACUUGAUGGACAACCUGUUAAAUCUGUGACGGAGUUGAAGUUUGACAGCUGUUACGUUGCUGUUAGUAAGGGGAAGUUUAAACCUGUUCAGUACUUCAGCAAGAAAUGUGACGGGAACAAAUGUAAAGAGAAACUAUUUGUUCAAGCAGUACGUCAUAAAGAAGACAUUAAACCUGUUGUUCAGACCAAAACCGAGGCGACUGGUAAAAAUGAGAGAAAUCCAAAAAUAGAGUAUUUCACCAUCGAUGUUUUCACCAAUGGAGAGCCUCUAAUUCCUUCAGUGACUGUAAAAAUUCCAAAGACGGCUCUGAAGUCGAUGGACAACGUCUGCAGCGUGGUGGGAUCCAUGAUGUGCUCUCAUGCUGGAGUGAAGAGGCUUUACACACUUGAUGGACAGCUUGUGAAAGAUCCACAAGACUUGAAGAAUGAUGGAAAAUAUGUUGCUGUUACCAGGGGAAGGUUUAAACCUGCCGACUACUUCCAGCCAGUCUGAGUGCCCCUGAAGAACAAGG